This is a messenger RNA of Penaeus indicus, 986 nucleotides long. RefSeq names its product dual specificity protein phosphatase MPK-4-like. Gene Ontology annotation, cellular component: nucleus. Gene Ontology annotation, molecular function: protein tyrosine/serine/threonine phosphatase activity. The coding region runs from base 38 to 955 and encodes 305 amino acids. Gene Ontology annotation, biological process: protein dephosphorylation. Lineage: Eukaryota; Metazoa; Arthropoda; Malacostraca; Decapoda; Penaeidae. The transcript has 9 exons. The record is from RefSeq and is a predicted model, not a curated record.
GAGAGUGACAAUUACAGAUAUUAGAGAAAAAAUAAAAAUGGAAAAAAAAGGAGGGGCAGACCUCAGUAAAAUUGAAGAGGGCCUUUAUUUAGGAAAUUUGAUAGCUGCAACAGAGCCAAAAUGUCUGGAGGAACACUUCAUUUCGCACAUCCUCACAGUGGAUUCGAAACCCCUGCCAACAAGCAUCACGUCGUUACCUGGCAUGAACUUUCUCUAUAUCAAAGCAAAUGAUUUGCCUCAAGAAAACCUCUUGAUACAUUUUGAGGAUGCGAUUAAUUUCAUAGAGGAAGCCCAGACAAAAGGCAGUGUUCUUGUUCAUUGUUUCUUUGGUGUGUCCAGAAGUGCUACACUAGUAACUUGUUUUUUAAUGAAAAAGUACAGAAUCACAUUUGAUGAAGCUCUAGGGAGAAUCAAGGCAAGAAGAGGGUGUGUAGGUCCUAACUCUGGAUUUUUGCAACAGCUUUAUCUUUUUCAAAAUAUGGGAUGGAAAUUGGCAGAAGAUCAUUUUCAAUUCCGAGCUUUUCUGCUGAAGUCAUAUGCAUUUGCAAUCAGUAAAGGUAGAAAGGUGGAUGAAAAUAAGUACAAGUGUUUGGUGCAGCCAGAUCCAAGGACUACACCAAGUGAGAGUCCAGUUAUAUACAAAUGUAGAAUGUGCAGAUCUUCAUUAGUGAGAAAGGAUUCUAUCAUGCCACACUGUGACGGUCAGAGUCCCUUCUGGAAUGACACUAAGUGGGCUGAACCAUGGGACGACGCUUCACUUUGUACCCAAGGCAUAUUCACACUCCCAAUAUCCUGGAUGGCUGAUUUUACAUCUGAACUGAAAGGGAAGCUAACAUGUGCCAAGUGCCAGGCAAAACUCGGAAGUUAUGACUGGUGUGGAGGGAAAUGUCCAUGUGGAGCAAAAAUAACACCUGCCUUUUUCUUUAUUCCGUCAAAAGUGGAUAAAUGCUCCUGAUCAUAUAUCAGGAUUAAAAAAAUCAGUAUCA